AUGAUCUACCUACAGACUGUCGAUCCAUUGCCUGGGUUGGUGGGUAGCACUUUACAACCUUAUGCAGACCAAUGGCCCAUGCGCAUAUGCUUCCUCGCCCUUCCUUGCUACCCAAGAAAAACGAGAGCAGAUGUGACCAACUACCUAGUCCCCUGCACUUUUGACCGCAUGUCAUUAUCAACGUGCAUGUCUUUGAUACAAUACUCUACUUUUAGCUUACCACGCGAAUGCCAUGCGCAACACCAACUUUCGACGACUAGGAAAGAGAUAUCUCAGUCUAAAAGCGUGUUCACCAGCAGCACCGAUGUGGCAGCUUGCAGUGUCAUGGAUUUGAGGGGUUCGCUCAACGUCUAG
This is a messenger RNA of Morchella importuna, 354 nucleotides long. RefSeq lists its product as uncharacterized. The record is from RefSeq and is a predicted model, not a curated record. Lineage: Eukaryota; Fungi; Ascomycota; Pezizomycetes; Pezizales; Morchellaceae. Bases 1 to 354 code for a protein of 117 amino acids. The transcript has 5 exons.